AUGCAGUCAGCAACAUUGGGCCUAGUGCGUGUAAGAAACCCAUUUCCACGAUACUUUUUACGCAGCUAUGCGGGAUUAGCAUAUAAUGCCAAUCCGUCUGGGACAGAGGAUAAAGGAAAGACAGCUUCAAAGAACGAUGAUGGGUCUAGUACUAUAUCUUCUCUAUCUCCUGGAAUAAAUACCGCGGCAAACUGGAUACAACACCCGAUACCUGAUCCUGCUUUUGAAGUCAUAUCAGCCGGUACUCCGGGUGCUUUGCUUUACGUGAAGAUUCCUCCUAGAUCAGAAAUAUAUGCAACUCCGGCGACAGUUAUUGCAGCAUCGGGCAAAGUCCGUACUGAGCGUUCGACAGAUGGGAAUAUUAUCAUGGCCAUGGGAAGAAAACUUGCUGGCGGUUUAUUGGUCUAUCAUAAGCUGAUUACAGACGCUUAUUCGGGUGAUGCAUUACUUGCACCCUCUCCAUUGUCAGAUAUUGCAGCAAUCCAGAUGGAUGGGCGUUCAGAUUACUAUGUACGCAAGGGAGCUUUUUUUGCGAAAGGACCGCGUGUAUCUUUAAAGGUUGAAAGGAUAAGAGGAAUGGGAGCUCUGAAUAAAUUCGCCUAUCGCAUCUCUGGGCGGGGUACUUUGGUAAUUUCCGGCCACGGCUCGAUCCAUCGUCUGGUAUUAAAUGCCGGUGAUGAAUAUCUGGUGAACCCGAAGCAUCUUGUUGCAUGGGACGCAUUUACUUAUCCGAUAAUAUCAUCUCCAUUGGUUGGCCGCUCGGGCCAUACAAGGCUAAAAUUUCUAUCAAAUAAAAUGGCAAACUUGGUACCCCAGAGAGCAUCGACGUUUAUUGAGAACGUGAAAAUGAGCCCAUCCGUGAAGUCAACAUUGGAUAGAAUUCGAAGGAUGACAGUCAGGACAAGAAAGUGGGCAUUGGGUGGGCCAGAGUAUUUGAAAUUAAGCGGUCCUGGAGACUUUUAUAUAGCGAGCCGUGUUGAGCCAGUUCUACUAGGACUGAAAUCUCUCACCUCGCCAACUAUAGAAGAACUCGAGGCAACGGAUGUACCGUUCACUCCUCCUGCCAGUAGGAUUCAACAGGCCCCUACGCCUCCGACAAUUUCAUACGCAGAAGUAACAAAUGGAACGGUCAAUUUCUUCCCUACAUCUUCGGCCUUAUCACCCACCCCUUCCAAGCCUAAGACUAGAAUAGGCCGUAUAAGUGGACUAUUACAACUAAGGAAAAUAUUUGGUGGUUGGUAG
This is a messenger RNA of Paraglomus occultum, 1242 nucleotides long. The record is from the annotation of a GenBank genome assembly. Lineage: Eukaryota; Fungi; Glomeromycota; Glomeromycetes; Paraglomerales; Paraglomeraceae.